Ichthyophthirius multifiliis is the source of this 1914-nucleotide messenger RNA. RefSeq lists its product as hypothetical. Lineage: Eukaryota; Ciliophora; Oligohymenophorea; Hymenostomatida. The transcript has 8 exons. Gene Ontology annotation, molecular function: protein binding. The record is from RefSeq and is a predicted model, not a curated record.
AUGUCAUAAAGUUUUGAAGAUUCAUAAUAAAUAAAUGUUCCAUAAACCACUUCUUAUAAUUGGUUAGGAGUCCUGAAGUUUUUACAAGAUUAAUAUAAGGAAAUGAACUAUAAAGAAACUGAAUAAACAUUGGAGAAGCAAUAAAAUUUAGAAAAAAUAAGUCAAUUAGAAGGUGAAUUAAAAGCAUAAGAAAAUAUUAAUAAAGAUUUAUUAAAAAGAAUUAAAAUGCUAGAAUUUGCAUUAAGAUAAGAACGUAUUCGAUAUUCAAAACUUUUAUAAGGAUAAAAUAUACCCUAAGAUAUUAUAAAGUCUGCUAUGUAAGAUGAAAAUAAUAUGUAGUUGAUAUAAAAUAACCUUAAUAUUCCUUAAAUACCUUAAAGAAAAGCAAAAUCACAUAGACCUUUAUUAUUAAAGUUAAUAUAUAUAAUAUAAAAGAAAAGAAAAUAUUUAAUAAUUUAUAAUUAUUUAAAGAAUUUUAUAAGAUAUAGAGAAAAUGACAUACCUAAUUUUAAUAAUAAUAAUAAUAAUGGAAGCAAUUUAGACAAUUCUUUUGUAGAAUUCAACAAAAGUAUUACGAAUUAAAAUAAAAAUAAUGAAACUUAAAAAAACAACAAUACAUAAAAAUAGCAAAUCAAUAAUUCGAAAAUUAUAAACAAAAGUUUAGAAAAAUAUGACGAGAAUAUAGAAGUAUAUUUUUUAAAAAAUAAUAAAAUAAAAUUUAUUAUUUUAUUUUAUUUAACUAUUUUUAACAAUAAAAGAAUUAUUAAAAAAGUAAAUCAAAUAUACUUUUAUAUAGAUGGUAUUUUUUUAUUUUUAUUAGUUGAAAAUAAUUAAUAUUUAUUUUAUUAUUUAUAAAGUUAAUUGAGAAGUCAUUUUGAUGGAGUUAGAGAUUGCUAUUUCACAAAAAAUAAUACAUUAGUAACAGUUUCAGAAGAUUGUAUGGUUAAAUUAUGGGAUACUCGAUAAUUUUAGAGUUCAAAUGAAGAAACUCAUUUAGAACCCUUUUAUACACUAAGAGAGCAUACAGGACAUUUAUAUGCAAUAUCAGGAUUAUCCUAAGAAAUAUGUUCUGAGAAAUAAAGUUAAAUAGUAUUUACCUCAGGAUCUGAAGGUAUAAUAAAAGUAUGGGAUAUUCCUUAAAGUGAAGACGUAGAUACAUAUGGUCCUACAGAAAACAAAAAUUAUUGUGUAGGUUCUUGGAGUUCAAACGAAGAGCCCAUAUGGUAAAUAUUAGGACAUCCUUUUGAGGUAAAAAAUAGAAAAAUUUAAUAUAAAAAAAAAUAAAAGAAAUAAAUUUUAGUAGUAAGUGCAGAUGGAACAGUUAAAUUAUGGGAAAUAAUGGAGGAGUUUAAUAAAGAAUACGUUGGAAAUUGUCGAUAAACAUAUGUAUAUAAAUAAGAUAAUAAAUAUGGAAUACCUACUUCUGCUUCAUGGAUUUAUACAAAUUUGAAUUUAUUAGCUGUUUCAUAUUUAACUUUUAACAAUAUAACUAUUUUUGAUAAAGAGACUGGUAAAGGUGUAAACGUACUUAGAUAUAAUUCUGAUUUUAAAGAUGAUUAAAUAUUUAGAUUUAUUGCCCAUCCAAAUAUGAAAAUUUUACUUUCAGCUCAUGAAGAUAAAUAUAUUAGAUUUUUCGAUAUAAAUUAAAAAAUGCCUAUUAAUCAUAUUUAAGCUCAUAAUGAUGCUGUUACUUCCCUUGCUUUUCAUUAAGAUAAAAAUUAUGUUAGUUCUACAGGACAUGAUGGAUUUAUUAAAACUUGGGAUUUAAGAUAAUAUAAAUGUGUUAGUGAAAUAAAAGCUCAUUAAAAUAAAUAUGAUGAAGCAGUCCAUAGUAUCAUUAUUAACUAAAAUUAUAAUUAUAUUGCUUCAUGUGGUGCUGAUGGAUAUGUAAAUAUUUAUAACAGUAGUGUAUGA